Maudiozyma barnettii is the source of this 681-nucleotide messenger RNA. It is a transcript of the gene TYE7, whose product is annotated as Tye7p. Lineage: Eukaryota; Fungi; Ascomycota; Saccharomycetes; Saccharomycetales; Saccharomycetaceae. The coding region runs from base 1 to 681 and encodes 226 amino acids. Gene Ontology annotation, molecular function: protein dimerization activity. The record is from RefSeq and is a predicted model, not a curated record. The transcript has a single exon.
AUGAACACUAGCAUCAACGUUACUUCCGAAACAGCAGCUCCUUUCGACAACUGGAUGCUCCUGCAGGACUCCAAACCUCAAUUAGAUGGUGAAGACAGUUGGUCUGCCUCUUCUGCUUCGUCCUCUACUUGGUUCGAACCAUUAGAAACCUUAUUAUCUUCGGCUUCGUCUCCUUCAACGGAUGACCAAUUUAGUCCGUAUUCUGCAUCUAGUAUGCCUGUUCUUGUUAAACAAGAAACAAUGGAUGAUGAUGACGAUGUAUUGUUAUCAACUACUCCAACGGGUAUGACAACAGCAACUACAACUACAGAUGUUGCCGCUAAUGCAAUUUCUAAACCUGUAAAGAAAGGUAGAACUACCAGAAAGAGAUUGACAGCUCAUCAAAAACAGGCACAUAAUAAGAUUGAAAAAAGAUAUAGAAUCAAUAUUAAUACGAAGAUUGCCAGAUUACAAACAAUCAUUCCUUGGGUGGCUACCGAACAAACUGCAUUUGAAGUCUCAGAGAAUGGUUCUAAUAAGAAUGGUACUGCAACUGCUCCGUCAACUAAAUUAAAUAAAAGUAUGAUCUUAGAGAAAGCUGUUGAUUAUAUCUUAUAUUUGCAAAAUAAUGAACGUUUACAUGAUAUGGAAGUCAUGAGAUUAAGAAAUGAAUUAGAAACUUUAAAAGCUGCUAAAAACUGA